CAACAACAUCAUCGAAUCUCAGACAUACACGGCUCUCUCCCUCCAUAUUUCUCUCUCUACAUAUUUCUCUCUCUUGUUCUUCAAUGGCGCUUCGAAGAAUGUUAACGAAGCGUCCUUUCAACAGGAACAGAGAGCAUUCUUCACUUGUAACACUAGAACUCUCGCCGAUUUGGUCUCCAUAUAUACCAAAAACCGUAGUCCCUUCAACUGUUGCCAACACAAACUUCUACCGCCAGUUCACCAAGUCGCCGGAUUCAGCCGAGAACAGUUUUCUCCGCCGCUUCCUCCAGCGGAGAGGGAUAAACCAGGCGGCGAGGCUCCCGGAGUUCCUAUCCAUUCCGGUAGGGGACAAGCUGAAGGAGACGCUGAGGUCGAUGAACGUGACCCGAGACCGUCUCCGGCUGGACGGACUGAAUCCUCCUCCUCCGGCGACGCAACCGGCCGAUUAUCCAGCUGGAAUAUCGGUUCUCGAAGCGAGGAAGAUCCUUAGGGCUUCGCAGUUGGAGAAGGUGAAAACGAAGCUGAGACAGAUUCCGAUCAACUCGAUUUCGUACACGGAGUUCGUUCAGAUCUGCGUCGACUGUUGCUCAAACCGUGAACAAGGUCUUGAGUUUUCCAAAAUGCUGGAUGACUCCGGAAACGUCAUCGUUUUGGGAAAUAUCGUGUUUCUCCGCCCGGAGCAGGUGGCCAAAUCAAUGGAGAAACUAGUUUGUGAAUCCAUAGGCCUCCCAAACGACCCAAGAAGAAAAGAACUGGACCAGAUGGAGAAGCAAAAGGCCGUAAUUGACCAAAAAGCAGAGUCACUGGUCCGAGGAGAGCUCUACGGUGGGCUGGGUUUUCUGGUCCUCCAAACACUGGGCUUCAUGAGGCUCACUUUCUGGGAACUCAGUUGGGACGUGAUGGAGCCCAUUUGCUUCUUCGUCACCUCACUCCACUUUGCUCUUGCCUACGGUUUCUUCCUCAGAACAUCCAGAGAACCCUCCUUCGAGGGCUAUUUCCAACGCCGAUUCAGGUCCAAGCAAAAGAAGCUCAUGGAGAUUCACAAUUUCGAUGUCAAGAAGUACGACGAGCUUUGCCAAGCUUUUUAUCCGAAUUACUGCAACCCUACAAAUUUGGAACAUUUUCCGGUGUCCAAUCAUGCCGGAAGGGUAGUUUCCGACGCCAUGUAUUAGGGAAAUUCCGGCGUCCGGUCUAGCGGGAAGGGCAAUUUUUGGUGCCUUGCAUCUCGCUAGUAGCAUAUAGUAGAAAAUAUGAAGAAGUAAAUUUAAUUAGAGAGAAAAGUAGUUGUAAGUUUUUGAAGCUCUUUUUAGGUUCAUGACUGUUUUAUUAUGUAACGACUUUUGACUAUAGGACAAACUUCACAAUGAAAGACUUGAUGGGUGUACAAGUUUAUCGCCAAAAGUAAUAAAUUAAUGUGUGUACAAGUAAUGGUAGACAUUGUGAAAAUGUUUUUGUGGUAUUAGUACAAAUUUUAUCAUAUACUUGGAGUUAGUACAAAUUUUAUCAUAUACUUGGAGUUAGUUUAGUGUGGUAGAAUGAAUUAGAAUGGAAUGAGAAUGGAGGUGGGAAUAAAAUGAGAAGAAAAAGAAAUGGUCAUUCAUUUUGUUUAAAAGUGGAAUGAUUUUGAUGGAAUGGACAUUUUUUAAGAAUAGUGGGGAAUGAUGAUUCCAACUUUAAAAUUGGCAUCAAACACGAGAAUGAAAAAAAAUAAAAAAAAAAUAAAAAAAAAAAAAAAAAA
This is a messenger RNA of Cornus florida, 1738 nucleotides long. Its product is annotated as calcium uniporter protein 4, mitochondrial-like. Gene Ontology annotation, molecular function: uniporter activity; calcium channel activity. The record is from RefSeq and is a predicted model, not a curated record. NCBI's taxonomy places the organism in Eukaryota, Viridiplantae, Streptophyta, Magnoliopsida, Cornales, Cornaceae. The coding region runs from base 84 to 1172 and encodes 362 amino acids. The transcript is spliced from 2 exons. Gene Ontology annotation, cellular component: mitochondrial inner membrane; uniplex complex. Gene Ontology annotation, biological process: calcium import into the mitochondrion; mitochondrial calcium ion homeostasis.